AUGGGUAAUUAUUUUUUUAAACAACAAGAAAAGGAAAUGUCAAUUGUUGUAGUAAACAAAGAAAGAGAACUUGAUGUUUAUUUGAACGUCUAUGCAAAUUCAAGUGAUCAAUUAAUUGGUGAGAAAAUUUACAAGAGAGGUGCUAUCGAAGAAUUAGUUGGUACAAAUAGUGGUCAUUAUUCAAUUGUCAUUGAUAGAAAUGGUGAGUAG
Dictyostelium discoideum AX4 is the source of this 210-nucleotide messenger RNA. RefSeq lists its product as hypothetical. NCBI's taxonomy places the organism in Eukaryota, Evosea, Eumycetozoa, Dictyosteliales, Dictyosteliaceae. Bases 1 to 210 code for a protein of 69 amino acids. The transcript is spliced from 2 exons. The record is from RefSeq and is a predicted model, not a curated record.